Parasteatoda tepidariorum (common house spider) is the source of this 1791-nucleotide messenger RNA. Its product is annotated as putative monocarboxylate transporter 5. Gene Ontology annotation, molecular function: monocarboxylic acid transmembrane transporter activity. NCBI's taxonomy places the organism in Eukaryota, Metazoa, Arthropoda, Arachnida, Araneae, Theridiidae. Gene Ontology annotation, biological process: transmembrane transport; monocarboxylic acid transport. The record is from RefSeq and is a predicted model, not a curated record.
AAAUGUUGUUGUUUGGAAUGUGUUAGGGAUAAAUCUAAUCUUGAUAAAUUUUGCACACACAGAGAGGCCCACAAACAGUUAGUUAGUAGAUGACCAUCAGACUGAUAAACAACACAUCUUGUUUUGAUCUUCUCGUUUUUCAUUCUCACUGUGAGAAAAUAGCUUUUUUUAAAUUGUUCUCUUUCACAACUGCAGAAUUAAAGGGGAGGGAUGGACGGCGGGUGGGGAUGGAUGGUUGUGAUUGGAUCCUUCAUGUGCAACGUCAUUGUAGAUGGAAUCAUAUUCUCGUACGGUCUCUUUCUGCCUGAACUCGCCAAGGACCUCGACGAAUCCAAGGGUCGACUGGCAUGGGUCGGAUCACUUCUGGCCGGUUUCUAUCUCAUUGCAGGUCCCAUUGUAAGUGGAUUGGCGAACACUUAUGGCACUCGACCUGUUACCAUCAUCGGGACUGUGAUAUCGUCUGCGAGUUUUGCAGUAUCCUCCUUUUCUACGUCCAUCGGUCAACUAUGCCUCAGUUUCGGAGUCAUUGGAGGUAUUGGUUUCGGUUUCAUCUACCUUCCAGCUGUGGUGACUGUGGGAUUCUACUUCGAGAGGCGACGGGCACUCGCUACUGGACUAGCAGUGUGUGGAUCGGGUGUGGGAACAUUUGUGAUGGCUCCUUUGGUUCAGUUCCUGCUCAUCCGAUUUGAUUGGAGGGGGACCAUGCUCAUCCUGUCCGCCAUCGUACUGAAUUGUGCUCUCUUCGGGGCCCUCUUUCGACCCCUGCCACCCCCCAAACAAGAGGCACCCACCCACGUCUUCAGGAAGAAAUCCUUUGUUGGUCUGACUGCUGUUCCCCACUCGACGGUCAGCCUUCCCGAGAUGUCAACACUGGGGAAGAAGUUGUACUCGAGCAUUCCAAUCACCGACAACAGUCCUCCUCCUUCUUACAGGGAUGUGGUCGAAGGUGACUGUCCGGGAUCGCUGCAAAAGAUUAAUCACUUAAAAACGAACAUUCGACCUUUCUACCGCCAAGAUAUUCUGUAUAGCGCCAGCCUCUUCCACCUUCCCGAGUUCCAGAAGUCAAAUAACAAUUUAAGCCUAUACGCUGCCAGCGUCACAAAAAUCCCGAUCGAGGAAGAGGGUUGCUUCUCCCUGGCCAUGAAGGACACUUUCAGUCAAAUGCUGGACGUGUCUCUGCUUCGAAGUCCGACCUUCCUGUUGUUGGGAGCUGCCGGAUUUCUGACCCUUGCCGGAUUUUUCAUACCCUUCAUGUUCGUCGUGGACCGAUCUGUGCAGUCUGGCGUCACGCUGGAGGAGGCCACCUACAUCCUGCCUGUCAUAGGCCUCACAAACACGGUGGGGAGAGUAUUCUGUGGAUGGAUAUCGGACAGGCCGUCCCUCAACGCCCUCACCAUCAACAAUGUAGCUCUGGUCAUCGCCGGUCUCAUCACUGCACUCAGCACCUGUCUGGACAACUCUCUGCCACUUCUACUCGCCUAUGGUGCACUCUUCGGAUUUUGUAUAGGCUGUUUUGCCACUCUUCGGUCAAUAGUAAUUGUUGAACUUUUGGGUUUAGAAAAGUUGACAAACGCAUUUGGUCUCCUCUUACUUUUUCAAGGCAUCGCUUCUAUAGUAGGAGCUCCAAUCGCAGGUAUGUUCUAUGACAUGACGGGGAGCUACGACGCACCUUUUUACAUCUCUGGAAUACUCAUUCUCUUGUCUGGCCUGUUAGGCAUACCCUUGCCCUACAUCUCCAGGUGGGAAAAGAGGACAUUCACUUGAACGCAUCACUAAAGUAUCUCAUUUAGA